This is a messenger RNA of Eruca vesicaria subsp. sativa (arugula), 594 nucleotides long. The record is from the annotation of a GenBank genome assembly. Lineage: Eukaryota; Viridiplantae; Streptophyta; Magnoliopsida; Brassicales; Brassicaceae.
AUGAUAGAGUCAUGGAUCUACGUUUCAAGAAACCUCUUGAACCGAAUCAACACGAGUAUCGAGGAAGGAAGAUUCGAAAAGGCUUCCAACGAUGUUUACUUGGUAGAGAGAAUUUGGAAGGUUAUGAGGGAGAUUGAAGAUUUACAUAUUCUAAUGGAUCCUGAAGAUUUUUUGAAACUUAAGAAGCAGUUACAAAUCGAAUCAUUAAACGAUGCGUUUUGUUUGAGAUCAAGGGGAUUAGUGGAGAUGACGAAGAUGUGUAAGGAUCUAAGGGAAAAGAUACCGAAGAUUCUUGAGGUUGAGGUUGAUCCCACGGGAGGACCGAGGCUGCAAGAGGAGGCGAUGAAGGUGUACGCGAGGAAGGGAGGAGAGUGGGGUAAGAUUCAUCUGCUUCAAGGGAUGCAAGGUGUGGAGGCGGCUGCGAAGAGUUUCUUUUUUGCGUAUAAGCAGUUAGUUGCGGUGAUGAUGGGAAGUGCGACGGGGAGUCAGGUGUCGUGUGAUUCGUUGAGUCAGAUAUUUAUGGAGCCCAUGUAUUAUCCGAGUCUUGACGCGGCAAAGACGUUUCUUGGAGAGUUUUGGGGUAACUUGGGAUGA